AGAAGCGCACUUGUGUCCAUCCCCGGGUUUAGGCGUGGCUUCCAGAUGGGCGAGGUUCCAGGGAAGUUCGCUUGAGACAGAAAGCCAACAUGUUGAAUGAAUCAUGACUAAAAUCUGGAGAAUGAUAACGAUAACUUCGAGUGGCAUGGACGUAUAGCGACGACUGGUUUAUUUUUAUACUACCACUUUAUCUGUUUUUUUUUUAUUUGCGGUCUUUGAAAGUUUGAAGGAGUGUGGGACAGGACAUUUUUUGGAUCAAGAACAAUGGGUCUCCUGCAGCUGCUCAAAUCCCAGUUCUUGUGCCACCUGAUCAUCUGCUACGUGUUCCUGGUGAGCGGCCUCAUUAUCAACCUGUUGCAGCUCUGCACUUUACCUCUGUGGCGGGUCAGUAAGCAGCUGGCCCGCAGGAUCAACGUCAGACUUGGCUAUUGCAUCAGUAGCCAGAUGGUAGCUGCCAUGGAGUGGUGGUCCGGGACAGAAUGCACGCUCUACACAGACCCAAAGAGUUAUCCACUGUAUGGAAAUGAGAAUGCAAUUGUGGUUCUCAACCACGCUUUUGAGAUAGACUUCCUGUGUGGCUGGACUUUCUGUGAGCGGUUCGGAGUUCUCGGGAGCUCAAAAGUGUUGGCAAAAAAGGAGCUGAGUUAUGUACCUGUGAUUGGCUGGAUGUGGUACUUCUUGGAGAUAGUUUUCUGCAAGAGGAAGUGGGAAGAGGACCGAAGGACGGUGGCUCGGGGGCUUCAGAACCUACGGGAUUACCCAGAAAACUACUGGUUUUUGCUUUACUGUGAAGGCACACGCAUGACACCAAAGAAGCACCAGAUCAGCAUGCAGGUGGCUGAGAGCAAAGGUUUGCCCAAGCUGAAAUAUCAUCUUCUGCCAAGAACCAAAGGAUUCUGGGUAACUGUCCAAAACCUCAGAGGAAGUGCCGCAGCUGUUUAUGAUUCCACUCUGAACUUCAGAAACAACGAAUCGCCAACCUUGCUCGGAAUUCUGAACGGGAAGAAAUAUCACGCAGACUUAUAUGUGAGGAGAAUCCCUCUAGAGGAGAUCCCAGAAGAUGAGGCGGAGUGUGCUGCCUGGCUCCACAAACUCUACCAGGAAAAGGAUAGCUUUCAGGAGCACUACGCACAGACAGGGCGUUUCCCUGGCCCCAUAAAGAGCCCUCCACGCAGACCCUGGUCCUUGAUAAACUGGCUGUUCUGGGCCUGCGUGCUCCUCUACCCGCUAGGCCUGCUUUUCGCUAAGCUGAUCAGCUCCGGAUCUAUGCUGACCAUCUUAGCUUCCGUGACUCUCUGCACUGCAGCUUCACUGGGAGUCCGCUGGAUGAUUGGACAGACUGAGAUCGACAGAGGUUCAAACUAUGGCAAUAAGGAGGUUCCUCUGAACAACAACUGAAGAGUCCUGACUGAAUCAGAGCUACUCAUUUGCAAGAUUGCCUGCAGCAGAAUGUGUAAACAUUUGGCUUGAAAUUCUGGUCUUACAAGCGCAAACCUGCUUUAAAGCGUAAUGUUGACAGUUUUGUUGUUGUCUUAACGGUAUGCUGCAGAUGCUCAAGAGCUAAGAUCAUGAAACUGGACCGUGGUGGGCAGCUUCCUUUGCGAAACUACGAAUCUGAGGCAGGAUGAAUUGUGACUUCACUACAUUCUUCUCAAAUCAGAGUGUAAAUAUUUGAAGAGGAGCAAGAAAAAAAAUCUUUUCCCUGAAAUUCAGCCAAGUAAAAAAUGGACUACCUCUUUCACUUUGGCAUUUUCCUGGUGGAGGAUAAUAAACAUUUCUCUUUAAAAAAAAACAACAACAACAAAAA
Messenger RNA from Scatophagus argus, 1807 nucleotides. It is a transcript of the gene agpat4, whose product is annotated as 1-acylglycerol-3-phosphate O-acyltransferase 4 (lysophosphatidic acid acyltransferase, delta). The record is from RefSeq and is a predicted model, not a curated record. The transcript is spliced from 9 exons. Bases 265 to 1398 code for a protein of 377 amino acids. NCBI's taxonomy places the organism in Eukaryota, Metazoa, Chordata, Actinopteri, Scatophagidae. Gene Ontology annotation, cellular component: endomembrane system; mitochondrial outer membrane. Gene Ontology annotation, molecular function: 1-acylglycerol-3-phosphate O-acyltransferase activity.